Messenger RNA from Pochonia chlamydosporia 170, 360 nucleotides. Its product is annotated as Ribonuclease H-like protein. The transcript has a single exon. NCBI's taxonomy places the organism in Eukaryota, Fungi, Ascomycota, Sordariomycetes, Hypocreales, Clavicipitaceae. The coding region runs from base 1 to 360 and encodes 119 amino acids. The record is from RefSeq and is a predicted model, not a curated record.
AUGAUGGAAGAGGUUCACUUGUUUGACGACAUGGAUGCAAAAACCCGUAGGCUCUUUAAAAUUUACAUCAAACUCGGUUGGAAAAAACUGAACGACUACUAUGAUAAACUGACCUCGACCGCCUAUGUGGCGGUGGUUGUAUUCCAGAGUAAUAAAUGGCGAGCUUUAGAGCAGCUUUGGAAUCAGCUGCCGUCUCGUCAGACAUCAGGGUGGAAAAAAGCUUACGCAGGGAACUUGACAAGCAUCUGGGAGGAAAAUUACAAGCACAUGGCUCACGAGCCAGCCUGCAAUGCCAUGUUAGCAUCUGGAAGCCAUGAUGCCUUGGACUACAUUGAGCGUCGAUUGGCGUUUAGUCGAUGA